Messenger RNA from Paramecium pentaurelia, 763 nucleotides. The record is from the annotation of a GenBank genome assembly. NCBI's taxonomy places the organism in Eukaryota, Ciliophora, Oligohymenophorea, Peniculida, Parameciidae.
AAUGAUAGAUGAAAAUUAAUUAGAUUGUUAAACUAUAGAAUUACUUAUAACCAGAGGAUUUGGAUAGUAAAUUCUUGAUUUGAUAACAGAAGAAUAAAUUAUAUUGGAAUCACAUUUAUAAUGUGCAAAACAAUCUAUUUAAAAUGAUUUAUUACAAUUAGAAUAACUAAAAAAGAGAUUUACUAAUCAUGAUAAUCAUGUAUUAAUUAAACCAAUAAUACUAUGGGCAUAAUCAAGAGCUAAUAUAUUGAUUAAAGUGAAAUUUGCACAUAGAAUUGAUGCUCCUGCUUACAUUAGUGUUAAGAAUCAUGAAAUUAAAUAUAUCAAUGAAAAAUUAUCAAUUUCUGCUGAAUCAGAUUAAAAUAACAUCUUAACAAAAUUCUAUUUAGAAAUUCCACUCCUUAAUAAAAUACAUUAGAAUAUAGAAUGGUAAGUUGAAAGUGUUGGAACUAUGGUUUUAAAUAUAACUAAAGUAGAAUCCUAAUUGUGGUUACAUUUGAGUAAAAAUAAAAAUGAUAAAUUCUAAAUUUGGUGGGAUUUAAAAGAAUAAGUAAUAUUCUAAUUUUAAUAUUAGAUUGGUAAAGAUAUGGAGGACUUUUCUAAAUUAAUUGACAAUUAAGAAGACAAUUUUAAAAAUAAGAAAAAAUAACAAAAAAAAAAUGAUUCUUAACAGCAAUCACAAUAAUAACCAUCAUCUAUUAAGAAAAAUUUAUUUAUUACAUUCUUCCUAAGAUUAAAAUAAUGGUUUAAUAAAUGGUUUUGA